AUGUGGAGGAGCCUGUCCAAAUAUAUCUAUAUCUUCUUCCUGCUGGCCCUGUCAUGCCUCUUCUUCCUGUUCAGAAACAUCAACAUUCUGGAGGUAGGAUAAAGCCAUCUGCACUCAAAACAAGUUACAGGUCAAACAUGAUUCAUUUAUCUCACAUUGCUUCUAUCACCAUUUACCUCCUUUACCACCCUCUCCCCCUCACAGGGGAGCUACACUGGGGCGUCACUAGCUGCUCUUAGCAACGUGGGUGUAUUUACAUACACUAGUGUUGCUUUUCAUUGUAUUGGGUUGCACAAAAACAGUCUGCGGGAAGCCAGAAAUUAAAUACAAUUCCAUUUCAACUUACUGUGCUGGUGGGCAGGACUGUUAGUCAUCAUGAAGGGUGGAAUUUGAGACAAAAUAUCUAAAGUAUCGUAUUAUUAAACAGACUUUCCAAACGUGGGUCUGUGGUAGACCCACUUUCUCUCUGCUUAGCUCAUGUAAAAAUAAAAAUCCCCCACAAGUUUUUUUUUCUUAUUUUGUCCACAAAUGGCACACGUGCAGGACUUAAUUUGACAUGAAGUAAGCAGAGAGGAAGUGGGUCUACAACAGACCCGCGUUUGGAAAGUCUGUUUAAUAACACGAUUCUUUCGUUAUUUUGUCUCAGAAUCUCCCUUCAUAAUGACCAACAGUCCUGCCCAUCGGCACAGUAAGUUGAAAUGGAAUUGUAUUUACCUUCUGGCUUCCCGUGGACUGUUUUUGUACAACCCAAUAGAAUUGAAAGCAACGCUAGUGUAUGUAAAUACACCCGCGUUGCUAAAAGCAGCUAGGGUGUCAUGAAAACAGUCGAUUUUUAGAUGCUACAAUUGAUGCAUAGAUUUAGUAGGCAUCAGCAGAAUGCAAGCCACUUUACCAAGUGUUAUUGGGUGUUAGCCAUGCGUCAAAUUCUUGAUAAUAGUACCAGAGCAUAAUUUUACACUGAACAGCGUGAGCCUCUCAUGGAGCUGUGCUGCUUACCUCCAGGUUUCAUUUAAAUGAAUGGAAGCGUCACACGCUCUUCAAAAGUUACGUGUCCAGUGUAGCACGUCAGUUAGUGACCUCUUCUCUUAUCCUCAGCAGAAGCUCAACUGCCAAACAGUGUCAACGUUCUGCCAGAGUCAGAGCAGCAUCCACCCAGCUUUCCUCCCAGAGGGCCCUUCUCCUCUGGGCCACAACCGGAGCUACUGUGGCCAGGAGCCCUCACCGGAGGAGGUUCUGGAGGAGCAUGACCUCCUGGAGUCAAUCGCCUGGCCACAGCCUCAGCCCCAUUCUAUUAAUGUUUUCCUGAACCAGACCAGUGACCCUGCACACAGCCUUUUUGUGAUCCUGCCAGCAGGGGGCAAGAGAGAGUGGCACGUGGGGGACCAGCUGGAGGCUCUAGUCCAUAUGCACGAUUUCCAGGGGCGUCCCAAGAGCUAUGGUGGAGACUUCUUGCUGGCCCGGCUGCACUCCCCCAAGUUGGGGGCAGGCGUUGUAGGACAGGUGCUGGACCACAGGAAUGGGACCUACUCUGCCAUUUUUCCAUUAUUAUGGCAGGGGUCUGCACAGGUGGAGGUGACACUGGUCCAUCCUAGUGAGGCAGUUCAUGUUCUAGGACGGUUACGAGAGGAACGGCCUGAUCGGAUUUUCUUUAAGAGUUUGUUUCGCUCUGGAAAACUGUCCCAAACAACUGUAUGUAACCUGUGUCUGCCGUUAAACCAGGAGCCGCUGUGCAAUUACACAGACCCCCACACAGGGGAGCCCUGGUACUGCUACAAGCCCAAGCUGCUGAGCUGUGACACACGGAUCAACCACGCUAGCAGAGGAAACUAUGUGAAACAUCUACUCACCAACAAAGAGGCAUUGCUCUUCCAGAGGUUAGUGAGGGGUACAAUCCGUAUGUGAGUGAAAGUAUGUCUAAUUGAAUCACAUACUUUGUUUUCAGUGUAUCAGAUUGCUUGCUGCUGUGGGUUUAUUUAACAUUUAAAUAUGAUUCUCUUUCAAUUCUUUCUCAGUGGUGUAAACAUAAAGGUUCACAUUCAUCCUUCAGGGUCUGACAGUGUCAUUGUGCUGCCUGAGAAAAAAGGUAGGAGAGCAUGGAGAUGCCACAGUACAACUGUGUGUUUAUCUUUUUAACGCUAGCUAGCCAGCCUACUAACCGCUCUGCUUUGUGGCUGUAUACUUCAACCCUGGAGUGGUUCUGGGUGUGCAGGACAGUAUUCGAGCCCACUACUGCAUCUACAGUAGUGUAAGGUGGGAAAGCACCUCUAUUGCCUGUAAAGUGAUGAUGCUAGCCGGUGCAAGAUGCUUGCGUUCCUCUUUCAGACAAAGCAGACGUGGAGAGAAGCAGCAUGAAGACAGAGUCUACCAGGAUCACUCCUUCUGGGUAUUACUUCCAAGGGUCAUGGCGAGCUCUGGGUGGUGGUGUGAUGCGCCAGUUUAACGACUCGUCUGCCACUCAGUGUCUGAAGGGCAAGGUGGUGUACAUGUACGGAGACUCUACUGUCAGACAGUGGUUCGAGUACCUCAACGCCUUAUUACCAGGUGAGUUCUGUCUGCAAGUCCUGUGACAUCGCUCACUCUCUGAUGCCUCAGGUGCUUUCUAACUCGCUCUUCUGUCUGUCCAACUCCCAACUCUCCCUUCCUCUUUGUGACAGAGCUGAAGGAGUUCAAUCUUUACAGUCCUAAGAAGGUGGGGCCUUUCAUGGCAGUGGACAGCACCCACAACGUCCUGCUGAAGUACCAUUGUCACGGUCCUCCAAUCCGCUACUCUACUGUCAUCGCCAGUGAGAUGCGCUAUGUAGCUAACGAGCUGGAUGGCCUGACUGGCGGGUCGAACACUGUGGUGAUUAUCAGUGUAUGGUCCCAUUUCAGCACCUACCCUGUGCAGGCCUACAUUCGCAGACUACGCCACAUUCGGCGGGCGCUGGUGCGGCUUCUGGACCGGGCUCCGGGGACCCUGGUAGUGUUGCGCUCGGCCAACCUCCAGGCCCAGAACCCGGAGGUGAGCCUGUACAAUAGUGACUGGUUCUCAGUGCAGCUGGACGGGGUGCUCAGGGCCAUGUUCAGGGGUCUGGAUGUCUUGCUGAUAGAUGCCUGGGAGAUGACCCUUGCCCACCACCUCCCCCAUGCCCUCCACCCGCCCCCCAUCAUUAUCAAGAACAUGAUAGACAUUAUCCUCUCUUGUGUCUGCCCAGAGUAGAGCUAGCAGAUUGAGAUUGAUUUAUGUCCGAAUUCUC
This is a messenger RNA of Coregonus sp. 'balchen', 3236 nucleotides long. NCBI's taxonomy places the organism in Eukaryota, Metazoa, Chordata, Actinopteri, Salmoniformes, Salmonidae. The record is from the annotation of a GenBank genome assembly.